AUGGCAUCCAAGGAGCAGGUGGAGAGCUUGGCCGAAUAUUUGAACUGUCCCUUCUGCAAUGAGUUUUUCGACCAGCUCGUUAUUCUGGACUGUGACCACAACUUCUGUCAAGCAUGCAUUCAAUUGCACUGGGAGGGAGACGAAAGCAACCCCUGCCCCCAAUGUGGGUUUGCCGUCAUCGAGAGCGGUCUGCGAGCCAACCGUGCGCUCGGCCAUCUGGUGGACACUACGCGCAAUCUCAUCCUUCCUCGGGCCAGGAAGGAGCACUCGCCGGGUCCGCUACUGUUCGGACGACCGAGAAAAGCGGAGCCCAAGCUGUACUCUAAGGAGCACCAUGAGCAACUGAAACUCUUCUGCGAGACGAACAGGGAGCUGAUCUGUGCGAUGUGUCUGGACGGCAGGACAGGCGGCAACCACAGGCAACAUGACUUCAUGCGCCAAGAGGCGGUCGAAAAGUACAAGGAUAAACUGAAGUCUACUUUGGAUUUGUUGAGGCAGAAGAUGACGGUCCUGGAAACCAAGCUGAAGAGGAAGGAGCGUUUUACCGAAAUCAGGGGGGAGGCUACCAGUCUGAGGUGUAUCAUCUCUCCCGAGUUCGCAAAAAUGCACCAGUUCCUCCAUAGAAAGGAGAAGGGUUUAAUUCGGGAACUGAAGAAACACGAGGAAAACACUUCCGAGACGAUGGAGAAGAACUCCGACAAGUUCCAGGAGACCCUGGAGUCUGCUCGUCAAAAGCUAACAAGGCUGCAUUCGAAAGUGAACCAGAGGGAGAUAGUCAACUUCCUGGAGGAAGAAGCUUCCUAAAGAAAGAGGUAGGAGAUGCUCUUCACGAAAACUCCAUACACACCGACGUAAUACCACCUUUGAAUAUCACUCUUGUAAUGUCAACUGUUUCAUGUUUGCAUUAUUAGUGAAGACAAUUAUCAGAUAGUGACCGGUGAAAACCUUCCGCUGGGAAUAUUCAAGGGACC
Messenger RNA from Mobula hypostoma (lesser devil ray), 971 nucleotides. Its product is annotated as E3 ubiquitin-protein ligase TRIM69-like. The transcript is spliced from 4 exons. The record is from RefSeq and is a predicted model, not a curated record. Gene Ontology annotation, cellular component: cytoplasm. Bases 1 to 804 code for a protein of 267 amino acids. Gene Ontology annotation, biological process: protein ubiquitination. Gene Ontology annotation, molecular function: zinc ion binding; ubiquitin protein ligase activity. Lineage: Eukaryota; Metazoa; Chordata; Chondrichthyes; Myliobatiformes; Myliobatidae.